UAUACCAGCAUCUAUGUGUAUACUUAAAAACACGUGCUUAAAAGUAUAUGAAAAUGUGCUGUUACACUUAUCAACAUUUAAGCCAUUGAAUUGCUCUCAAGUAGAUCAAGCGAUCAGUUUUUAUCUCUAAAAUGAGUAUCAUUUAGUUUGAAUAUAUGUUUGUAAUACAUUACAAAAAUUGCUUGAGUGUGGCUGAAUAAUUAGGUUUUAUCAGCAAGAUGUCAUCUUUAAGUGCCAUAGCCAUAGCAUAUAACAAUUGUGAUUCAGGCACAGAGGAAUCAGAAUCCGAAGCGGACUCAAAAUCAGAUCAAACACAGGAAUGUACAACGGUUGAAUGUCUAAAGCCCUCAAAAGAUUAUCGAUUGGCAACCGAUCAAACAUCUUCAAGUGAAAGCAGUUCCGACGAGGAAAGCUCAUCAGAUACAGAGGAUGAUGAAAUAUCGGAAAAAAGUAGUAACGAGGAUGAUUGUGUCAAUAGCUGUAAAAGGAAUAAUACAUCUGAAGUAUUACAAAGAAAAAAAGAGAAGUACGAAUUUGAUGAUCUUCCGCCAAUAGAGGAAUUGAAAAUCAGCGUACCAGAAGUCAUCUGUGAUCCCCUGGGAGAGGUAGGUUGGAUUGUUAACGAAAUGGUAGUUGUUCGCCCUAAAGCCGAGAAGCCAACAUUGAAUCUUGAUAGUUUAUUAUUUGUGGAGAAAGGUCGUCGAGUUCUUGGCCGAAUAUUUGAUGUGUUCGGACAAGUGUCCGAGCCUCAUUACUGUGUCCGCUUCAAUAAUUCUAAACACGUUGAAGAGUCUGAUAUAAAAGUUGGCAUGACGGUAUAUUACUGUCCAAACACACCAUACACGUCCUUGGUGUUUAUGACUGAACUUUUAAAAGUAAAGGGAACCGAUUCGAUUGGAGAAGAUGAGCCUCUUGAGUUUUCCGAUGAUGAAGAAGAGAGAGCUUACUAUGAAAAAGUGAAGCAGGAACAGAAGAAUGAAAUGCCUAAUGCUGAAAAGAAUCAUAAAAUGCGUAAACGGAAACGAUUCACAGGUUCCAAUACCUUAUGGCAAUCCAAUCAUCCAUGGAACAGUAGUAGUAAAGGUUCAAAUAAUGACAGAAAUAGGCGCAAUGACUACAGUGAAAAUGAAGACAUCCAUGGUGUACGGAAUGAUACAGAUCGUCAGGAUGAUUCAUGGCAUCGAAGUCAACCAGUAGACAAAAAUAGGUGGAUGUUUCCUUAUCCACCUCGGCCAAUGCUUAUGCAGCCACAGAUGCGUGGUCCAUUACCACUUCUACAGUUCCCAUAUGCACCUCCACCAUGGCCACACCCAGGAGUUUCGGGAAGUAGAGCGACAUGGAUGCAACCACCGCCUCCACCACCUGGUAUAUAGUACAAAUAAUUUCUAGAGUUGAAAUAAUUACCAGAAAGGAACAAUAAGCUUGUAUAUAAAUAUAUAAAAUUUAA
This is a messenger RNA of Orussus abietinus, 1447 nucleotides long. Its product is annotated as H/ACA ribonucleoprotein complex non-core subunit NAF1. Gene Ontology annotation, biological process: ribosome biogenesis; box H/ACA snoRNP assembly; pseudouridine synthesis. Gene Ontology annotation, molecular function: RNA binding. Gene Ontology annotation, cellular component: sno(s)RNA-containing ribonucleoprotein complex. The transcript is spliced from 7 exons. The record is from RefSeq and is a predicted model, not a curated record. Lineage: Eukaryota; Metazoa; Arthropoda; Insecta; Hymenoptera; Orussidae. The coding region runs from base 219 to 1373 and encodes 384 amino acids.